This is a messenger RNA of Thamnophis sirtalis, 1152 nucleotides long. The record is from RefSeq and is a predicted model, not a curated record. Lineage: Eukaryota; Metazoa; Chordata; Lepidosauria; Squamata; Natricidae.
AUGGGCCUUUCUGAAGGCCGCAAGAUGAACAUGUUCCUUGGUUACUGUGGAUCGGAAGUGUUCGAAACUGCCAAAGACUUGUCAGAGCCUACGCCACUACAAUCGGUUGCUUGGCCCAUGCUCCAGCAGACGCUGAGGAUCCACUACGCUCCUAAGCCAUCUAAGCAUGUCCACCAGCACGAAUUUAAUAUUCACAACCAGAAGGAAGGUGAAUCAAUCAACGAGUACGUUGCGGCUCUACGAAAGGCCGCAGCGUACUGCAAUUUCCGAGACCUAGAUGAGCUUAUUCUUGACCGCAUCAUCUGCGGUGAUGAAGGAUGGGGAAAUAUUGCUAUUGCCAAAUUAAUAUUUGUCAUCUUUACCUUUUUUUCAGAAAUAAAUGAAAAAAAUGGUACAAAUCUUCUCAACAGUUGCUGUGGGACACGACUGGACAGAUCUGUGGAGAGAAUCUAUGGAGGAACCAUUGCAGGGGAAGGGGAAUGGCCCUGGCAAGCUAGUCUCCAGCUAAAUGGCAUUCAUCGUUGUGGAGCAACAUUGAUCAGCAAUAACUGGCUUGUGACUGCUGCUCAUUGUUUUAGAGGUGUCCGAGAUGUCAGAAGUUGGACAAGUAGUUUUGGGGCUCGUCUAAGACCUCCAAGAAUGAGAAGGAAUCUUCGCGAGAUCAUCAUUCAUGAGCAUUAUGCUAAUAAUGUCAUGAACCAUGAAUUUGAUAUUGCUGUUGUACAGCUUUCAUCCCCAGUGGAAUUUACAACUGAUGUACAUCGUGUUUGUCUUCCAGAAGCUUCAUAUAUUUUUCCAGAAAAUACGACUUGUGCUGUUACAGGAUUUGGUGCUCUUAAAGAUGAUGGUCCCAGUGUUGGUGAACUUCGUCAAACAGAAGUGAAAAUUAUAAGUAAUCAAGUUUGCAACAGAAGACAAGUAUAUAAUGGAGCCAUUUCAUCUGGAAUGCUCUGUGCUGGAUACCUGGAAGGUGGAAGCGAUGCUUGUCAGGGUGAUUCUGGUGGACCAUUGGUUACAUCUGAUUCAAGAGGAAUAUGGUACCUUGUUGGCAUAGUAAGCUGGGGAGAUGAAUGUGCUAAGCCAAAUAAACCUGGAGUCUACACACGAGUUACUUACUAUCGAAGUUGGAUUGCUUACCAUACAGGAAUCUGA